This is a messenger RNA of Leguminivora glycinivorella, 3635 nucleotides long. Its product is annotated as armadillo repeat-containing protein 2. Gene Ontology annotation, biological process: cilium organization. The record is from RefSeq and is a predicted model, not a curated record. Gene Ontology annotation, molecular function: protein binding. Lineage: Eukaryota; Metazoa; Arthropoda; Insecta; Lepidoptera; Tortricidae. The transcript has 20 exons. Bases 1 to 2820 code for a protein of 939 amino acids.
AUGGGUGACCGAGGCGCGCGGCGCGGCGCCGGCGGAGCCCCUUUCUACGCGCCGCCGCGGCGGAAGACAUCCGCAGAAAUCAUCAGCGAAGCGAGGGCUGCACUUUAUGGAGAUAUGAACGGAGCGACGAGCAGCGCGGGCAGCGGUGGCGCCCUCCGCCCGCUGCGUACUCGUCGUCCGUUCACACCCAGAGAACCACAGCGAGUUCUAUUCGGAGAACGAGCGAGGAGGGACCCACGACCGCCCAGUGCGUUCGAUCUCAAAUACCUGAGCCUGUGUGAGAGUACCGAGGAUGCCCGCGUCGCCGGGCUUGAGGAUGAGCUUAACAGCGCCCUGCAUCCAGAGACGCAGAACAUCAAGAAGAAGACUACCCGCCAGCCUGCCGCUCGUCAGACUGCAGAACGAACUGGUGAGGGUUGGAGCGCGUUCCCGAAGCUUCCACACCUCAGUGGAAAGAGCAAACCUCUGCAUCGUAGGAACACUACAGGACAGACCACGCCUGAUGGAUCGAAGAAUGAAAUAGAUUUGGCCAAUGUCAUAUCAGUUACGCGCCCUUUGGGAAGUGAGAGCGGCGACGAGUUUAGUACGGAACUCAACAGUAAAUCUCUAAGUCCAGAUCCUGGGAUACGUCGGAAGCAAUUCGCGACCACUAAGGCACAGUCGUACGACGUCGGAGGUGGCUACCCCCUGGGGAGCAUACCCGUCAAACAUCUCGCAGUUCAAUUACCGAACGCCUCAUCAGCAUCUAUGGACCUAGAGAGUAUGACAUCCCUCGAGCUCGCUGAAGCUCUCGCCCAGCGCAGUCGAGACGUGGAACGGACAGUGCUGCUGAUGGAGGCUCUUCAGAACUGCCUGGAGAAGUCCAUGCCAGCUUCCAGUCUGAGGGAUAUGGUGCUGCGCUCGUUCUACACUCAUAUAGACUGUGAUGAUGAGAGGGUGCUGGUCGCUAUAGCGAGGGCUAUGCUUACGAUGAGAGUGACGGGAGCCCAUUUAGCAGCAGCUUGCAAACUGGUCUUUAAGAUUGCAAGAAAUGACAAGAAUGAUCACUUCUUCAGGAAUACUAAUUUGCUAGAGCUGCUCGUGGAAGGCUGCGGUCGCGCCGAUCCGCUAUCCGAAGGCGAAUGCUGCGUGUACGGAGCAGGGGCGCUCCGCUUCCUGGCUCUGGAGCCCCGACUGUGCGCUCUCGCUCAUCGCGCUGGUGCGUUACAUCUCGCAGCGUUGCAUUUGAAGAUACUGAAUAAUGCUAAAGCCGAAAACCCACGCGCCGUAUCCGAGCAGUCCACACACGCCCUCUACCAACUGACGGGUGCACUACGCAACCUGGCGAGUGGCGAGCGCGCGGCGCGAGCAUUCGUGUCAAGCGGCGCACUCGGCGAAUUGCUGGGCGCGCUUGCGCAUCAUACAGAUCGGGCUGUGCUCACUAACGUUGCUCGGUGUCUUAGUGUCUUGUCAGCGAACGAGUCAUGCUGCCUCUGGCUAUGCGGGGCUCCAUCGAGUGCAAGCGCGCUGCUCCGGGCGCUAGCGGCCUGUGCCUCACGAGCGCCGCUCGCCGUGCGCCUGGCUUACGUGCUGGGCAAUAUGGCCGCCGCCACUGACCAGGCUAGGCUGAAUAUUUACAACGAGGAGGGCGGAGUGGACGUUUUACUGACGAUCCUGGAGUCGUACACGAAAAGAAACAACGACCACGAAGUUAGGGAAUCGGAUAGCGAUCCCGACAUGCAUUUAGUUGGUACAGACAUGGGUGGCUCAGAUGGCUCCAAUGAAGAUGUGCUAAUCAAGACAGUUCGAGUGGUAGCGAACUUGUGCCUGACGGAGCGUGCGGGGCGCGGUUUGUGUGCGGCGCACGCUGAACGCACUGUGCGUGCGUUGCUGGCUUGUCUGGAACUGGCUGAGAAACCUCUUGAAACGACGGUCAAAGAAUCUGAAGAGGGUGCGAUGGACCGUCGAGAAGAGUUGGCCACGGCAGCGCUGGCGACGCUCAACAAUGUGACGUUUUACCGCGAGCCUCCGGCAUCUCCCGACCCCUUGGAGGAACCGCUUGAUGACAUCUGCAAAGCGACGUGCCGUUGGCUAGGCGGCGGUGGCGGCGCGAACGCUGCGUGCGAAGCUGUUCGCGCGCUGGGCAACUUGUCACGCUCACAACGCGCCGCGCAACUCAUCGUGCUUGAAGGCGUACUGGACGCACUGCCUGCCUUCCUGCAUCAUGAGGAAGCCAGCGUACGCUGCGCCGCCGCUGGCGUCCUUGUCAACGUCUGUGGCGCCGGCUGCGAAGCGCGAGCGGCGGGCCAGGCGGCCGCACGCGCGCUAAACGCAGCUGCGGCGGCGCGUGACGCACCUGCGGCUGCGUUACUUGCGCGGGCGUUGUGGAACGCGCACGCCCAUUGUCCGCUCGCGCCCGCUAAUACUAAGCAGGCUGCAGCGGCUCUCGCUGCGUUCAUUGAUGACGAGUCUGUGUUCGCGGCGUGCGAGGCGCCCGCUGCCGGCGAGCGGCGCGCCAGCGAUCCGGAAAUAAAACAUCACGUGAAGUUCGACCUCGACAACAACAACUACUCAAACAAGGAGUUCGAGCGACCGAUGUUCGUGAAAGCACACAGCGUUGAACAUGAACUGCAUCUUGAGGGCUGCUCAGAAGAAGACAGUGACCAUGCGCUUUCAGGAGAAGACCUUGGGUUUGAGGAAGGAGACAUGCUGAUUGAAGACGGUUGCGAGUGUGAACCGUGCCGUAGACUAGCGGCGUGGGAGGAACUUGUAGGCGUCGCAAUCCCCUUGCUGGAGAAACUCAAACCGCCGAGGUCUGAUGCAUCAGUUGGCACUGACUAAUCAACUUACGAAGCAGAAGCCUAUGAAAAUUCCCAUACAAAAAAAUUGCGAACGCUUAAUUCGGUGCAACCGACCCUUAUCGAUGACCGAAAAUGAGUCUUGGUCUAGGAUACGAACAACCCUAGAGCUAGAGCUAAAGGGGUUAUAACGCAGUUAGCAUGUCUUUUUUUAAAUUAUUAUUAUUAUACUGUUAGCACAACUUAGUAACUCUAAUAUUCAAGGCGGCAAAUAUAAAGUUAUAAUUCUUAUAAUCAACAUCAUCUGAACUUGAAAAUAAGCUUUAUGUUUUAUGUAUUAGGUAGUAUUCUAACAGGAGACUGUAAAUUAAAUAGUAGUUUUAACUCUUACAUAUCAAAAUAUCUACGAUACUGUAGACAAUAUAAAAUAUUAUUAUAGACUGUAGAAUUUGCCUAGGUAAAUAGCUUUACAACAUUUAAAAAAACGGUGCAAUUGAAAUUGCAAAACUUGUAUAAUUAUAAUUAACCAGGCAACAAUUAAUCGCUCAGAAUAUUUUUGUACGUAUGUAGUUAGAUAGCUCUUUACAGUAUUUCCUUAUAAAUUGUGUUAAAUUUUAAUAUUUUACGAAUCACACCUUCGCCGAUCCGUGAAUUUUAAUCGAUAAAGUACUCAAUGUAAUUACUUCCUCGUAAUCUGAAUUGAUUGUUCAUAUCGCAAAAAUCCCGCUUGCUGGAAUUGUCCUAAUAGUGCCAGUACUAAACUUGUUACUUACUUAAUUAUGCUAUUCUAAAAACUUGGAGGUACAGUCUUGAUAACUCGACAAUGGAGAGGCACACUGACAUUUUAUCCCGCCAGGC